Molecule: messenger RNA, 1484 nt
Organism: Lipotes vexillifer (Yangtze River dolphin)
Lineage: Eukaryota; Metazoa; Chordata; Mammalia; Artiodactyla; Lipotidae
Gene: ANGPTL6
Product: angiopoietin like 6
Exons: 5
Coding region: 1-1422 (473 amino acids)
Biological process (GO): platelet aggregation; blood coagulation; positive regulation of heterotypic cell-cell adhesion
Cellular component (GO): fibrinogen complex
Molecular function (GO): extracellular matrix structural constituent; protein-macromolecule adaptor activity
Source: RefSeq, a predicted model, not a curated record
AUGUCGGCACCCCGGCUGCUCACGAUGCAGCUGCUGCUCUUGCUGGACGCUUGGUGGGCGAGCGCAGCCGCCCCGCGCUGCACCUACACCUUCGUGCUGCCCCCGCAGAAGUUCACAGGCGCCGUGUGCUGGAGUGGGCCGGCGGCUCCACGCCCGACUCCGGAGGCCGUGAACGCCAGCGACGUGGCGGCACUGCGCGUGCGAGUGGGCCGCCACGAGGAGGUGCUGCGUGAACUUCAGCGGCUGGCGACUGCCGACGGCGCUGUAGCCGGCGAGGUGCGCGCGCUGCGCAAGGAGAGCCGUGGCCUGAGCGCGCGCCUGGGCCAGCUGCGCGCGCAGCUGCAGCACGAGGCGGGCCCGGGGGCGGAGCUAGGCCUGGGGACGGAGCCUGCCGCCGCGCUGGCGCUGCUUGGGGAGCGUGUGCUGAACGCCUCGGCCGAGGCGCAGCGCGCCGCCGCCCGCUUCCACCAGCUGGACGUCAAGUUCCGCGAGCUGGCACAGCUGGUCAGCCAGCAGAGUGGCCUCAUCUCCCGCCUGGAACGCCUGUGCCCGGGAAGUGCGGGCGGGCAGCAGCAGGUCCUGCCACCGCCCCUGGUGCCUGUGGUUCCAGUCAGUCUGGUAGGUGGCACCAAUGACACCAGCAGGAGGCUGAACUCAGCCCCAGAAUCCCAGAGAGACCAGACCCUGAGACAGCAGGGGCCCUUGGCCUCUCCCGGGCCCUUGGCCUCUCCCGUGCCCUCAGGGCACCCUGCUGUCCCUACCAAGCCAGCAGGCCCAUGGCGGGAUUGUGCAGAGGCCCGCCAGGCAGGCCAUGGACGGAGCGGAGUGUAUGAGCUACGAGUGGGCCGGCAUGUGUUGUCAGCAUGGUGUGAGCAACAGCUGGAGGGCGGAGGCUGGACUGUGAUCCAGAGGCGGCAAGAUGGCUCUGUCAGCUUCUUCACUACCUGGCAGCACUACAAGGCAGGCUUUGGGCAGCCUGAUGGGGAAUACUGGCUGGGCCUUGAACCUGUGCAUCAGCUGACCAGCCAUGGGGACCAUGAGCUACUGGUGCUUCUCGAGGACUGGGGAGGCCGCGGGGCACGUGCCCACUAUGAUGGUUUUUCCCUGGAGCCUGAGAGUGACCACUACCGCCUACGGCUUGGCCAUUACCACGGAGAUGCUGGAGACUCUCUAUCCUGGCACAAUGACAAGCCUUUCAGCACCGUGGAUAGGGACCGAGACUCCUAUUCUGGUAACUGCGCCCUGUACCAGCGGGGAGGCUGGUGGUACCAUGCCUGUGCCCACUCCAACCUCAAUGGUGUGUGGCACCGUGGUGGCCACUACCGUAGCCGUUACCAGGACGGCGUUUACUGGGCCGAGUUUCGUGGUGGGGCUUACUCUCUCAAGAAGGCUGCCAUGCUGAUCAGGCCCCUGAGGCUGUGACCAUCUGUUCAUCUGUCCCCCAGGUCACAGGGGAUGUGUGUCAGCAGGAGCCCGAGUUGUCC